This is a messenger RNA of Pedinophyceae sp. YPF-701, 648 nucleotides long. Lineage: Eukaryota; Viridiplantae; Chlorophyta; Pedinophyceae. The record is from the annotation of a GenBank genome assembly.
AUGGGGCACAACUUAGACGACGACUACGACUUCCUGUUCAAGGUGGUCCUGAUCGGCGAUAGCGGGGUGGGCAAGUCCAAUCUCCUCUCGCGAUUCACGCGCAACGAGUUCUCCCUGGAGUCCAAGUCCACGAUCGGAGUCGAGUUCGCCACGCGCAGCAUCCAGGUGGACGGCAAGACGAUCAAGGCGCAGAUCUGGGACACGGCGGGCCAGGAGCGGUAUCGCGCCAUCACGUCGGCGUACUACCGCGGCGCGGUGGGCGCGCUGCUGGUGUACGACAUCACCAAGCACGGCACGUUCGAGAACGUGUCGCGGUGGCUCAAGGAGCUGCGGGAGCACGCGGACGCCAACAUCACGAUCAUGCUCGUGGGGAACAAGUCGGACCUGAAGCACCUGCGCAGCGUCGACACGCAGGAGGCGCAGGAGUACUGCGAGCAGGAGGGGCUCAGCCUGAUCGAAACGUCGGCGCUCGACGCCACCAACGUGGACACCGCCUUCCAGCGGAUCCUCGGGGAGAUCUACCGCCUCGUCGCCAAGAAGACGCUCGCGUCGGAAAACGCCGGCGCCUCGGGGCCGGGGCAGGGGCAGGCGAUCAACCUGUCGGCGGAGCAGGAGGGCAAGAAGCCCAAGUCGAGCUGCUGCAGCUGA